This is a messenger RNA of Hipposideros armiger (great roundleaf bat), 1712 nucleotides long. It is a transcript of the gene CNN2, whose product is annotated as calponin 2. The transcript is spliced from 7 exons. The record is from RefSeq and is a predicted model, not a curated record. Gene Ontology annotation, biological process: actomyosin structure organization; actin filament organization. Gene Ontology annotation, cellular component: focal adhesion; actin cytoskeleton. Gene Ontology annotation, molecular function: actin filament binding. The coding region runs from base 67 to 996 and encodes 309 amino acids. NCBI's taxonomy places the organism in Eukaryota, Metazoa, Chordata, Mammalia, Chiroptera, Hipposideridae.
CUCCCCCGUCGGCUCACUCCUCGUGCCAUCCGUCGGUUGCGUCUCGCCGCCGCCGCCGCCGCUGGCAUGAGUUCCACGCAGUUCAACAAGGGGCCCUCGUAUGGGCUUUCGGCUGAGGUCAAGAACCGGCUCCUGUCCAAAUAUGACCCUCAGAAGGAGGCAGAGCUCUGCAGCUGGAUCGAGGGGCUCACAGGCAUGUCUAUUGGCCCCGACUUCCAGAAGGGUCUGAAGGAUGGAAUUAUCCUGUGCACACUCAUGAAUAAGCUGCAGCCAGGCUCGGUCCCCAAGGUCAACCGCUCCAUGCAGAACUGGCAUCAGCUAGAAAACCUCUCCAACUUCAUCAAGGCCAUGGUCAGCUACGGCAUGAACCCUGUGGAUCUGUUCGAGGCCAACGACCUGUUUGAGAGUGGGAACAUGACACAGGUGCAGGUGUCUCUCCUCGCCCUGGCAGGGAAGGCCAAGACAAAGGGGUUGCACAGUGGUGUCGACAUCGGUGUCAAAUACUCAGAGAAGCAGGAGCGAAACUUCGAUGAUGCCACCAUGAAGGCGGGACAGUGUGUUAUUGGGCUCCAGAUGGGCACCAACAAGUGUGCCAGCCAGUCAGGCAUGACUGCAUAUGGCACAAGAAGGCAUCUGUAUGACCCCAAGAACCAUAUCCUGCCACCCAUGGACCACUCGACCAUCAGCCUGCAAAUGGGCACCAACAAGUGUGCCAGCCAGGUGGGCAUGACGGCUCCUGGGACCCGGCGGCACAUCUAUGACACCAAGCUGGGGACCGACAAGUGUGACAACUCCUCUAUGUCACUGCAGAUGGGCUACACGCAGGGCGCCAACCAGAGCGGCCAAGUCUUUGGCCUGGGCCGGCAGAUAUACGACCCCAAGUACUGCCCACAAGGCCCAGCAGCUGAUGGGGCUCCAGGGGCUGCUGGUGACUGCCCAAGCACAGGGACAGCCCCAGAGUAUCCCCCCUACUACCAGGAGGAGGCUGGCUACUGAGGAUCCUGUGCAGGGUGUCUCCCUACAUCGCUGCCCCAUCUGGGUUUUCGGGGUUUUCUGUGUUUUCAUCUUGUUUUUCUACGUGUCCAAGUGCUUCCACCUGAGGGUCUGUGGGGAAGGGGUGAAGGCCAGAUCCAGAUGUGUGUAGGGUGGGGGUCCCUGCCCAGACACAUCCAGGCAGCAAAUUUCCCAUUAGGUUUUGGACUGAGCUGUGUGUGUGUGGGCAAGAAACCUGGGCAGGAAGGGGAACUGGCCCUACAUGGCUUCCGGUUGCUUCUGCUCCUCUUCCUUUUUCUCUGCCUGUCAGUUUGUGGUUUCUGUGCCCACAAGUUUCAGGUAGUUUUAAUGAAAUGGUAAUUUUUUUCAGGGGAAUGGGGUGGGGAUUGUGGGGGGUGCUGGGAAGGAAGUAGGUCCCAUAGGAGAAGGCCAGGCCACAGUCCUGAGAUAUUUUAGGCAUCAUGAGGGAAUGGAUUUCCCCAGGACCCUCCUAGGUGCCCAGUGGGGAAACUGAGGCCUAUACAAGACAACAGAGUUCUGAGUGGUUGAGGCAAAGUCGGACACCCCCCUCCAUAGUGUCCCCUCUCCCCUGCCAAGUACUGCACAGGGAUCCCCACCUGGAGGCCCUCCAGGGGACCAGCCCAACCCAGAAGCGCUGGGACCAAGAGAUAAUGUGAAAUACCGACCAAAGGCAAUAAAAGCCUCUUUUUAGGAAAAGA